Molecule: messenger RNA, 5018 nt
Organism: Paramisgurnus dabryanus
Lineage: Eukaryota; Metazoa; Chordata; Actinopteri; Cypriniformes; Cobitidae
Source: RefSeq, a predicted model, not a curated record
GCGGGGCUUGCUCGCUGAUAGAUUGAAAUGAACAGCUGAGAGCGAGCUAAGGGAAUAUAGCGCAGCGGAUUGACUAAAAGAAGAAACGAGUAAAACAUGAAAUAAUCGAGCGCAUAACAGAAGAAAUCUCACAGGAGGCACGUGUGCGCGCACGAUGCGUGUUUCAAAAAUAGCUAUGAUGAAGCGCGCGCUCAACGACACUGAGAGGUUUUCUUUAUAACGGUCUGUUUUCAACGAUGAUCACAUUUAUUAAUCGGAUGAUGAGAAAAUGCAGCAAAGCCUCCUCGACUGAUCCGAAGAUUGCGGAGACAAUAAAAAAACACACAGGACGACACUGAAUAUUGCGGCUGCACGAGACGAAAUGUGACAUCUCAGACACGCGCAUUGAAAGAUCGAUCACAACAGACGCUCGAAUCUCUUACGGUUUCAUCUCUUUUCCCACAUUCAUCAAGGCAGUGGUCUUGCCACCGAGUUUUUCUCACUAAGGUUAACUGUUUGUCCUGCUGUUUGAAUCCAGAUGGCAUUAUUUCAUGUGAUGAUCAUACUCCUCACUGGGCUGGAUGUGAGUUUGUCCCAAGAAGAGAAGCCGACUGUCCCACGGGGCUGCGGUUUUGGUCCGAGCCGACCCUUCACUCCUUUAUGUGACCUGGAUGCCAUGUGGGGCGUGGUGGUGGAGGCUGUAGCAGCGUCUGGUGUAUUAGCUGCUAUCCUGCUGGCGCUGGUGUUGCUGUGUCGCCUGCGCUCAGUCACCGAGGCACAGAAGCGGAGUGGCAUUGGAUUGAUUCUCCUGCUAUUGUUUGGUAUUGUCGGUCUGUAUGGGCUCAGCUUUGGAUAUCUUAUUGAGGCCAACGAGAGCCUUUGUGUGGUGCGCCGUGCCCUGUGGGGGAUGUUUUUCGCCCUAUGCUUUUCCUGCAUGUUAGCACAGGGUGUGAGGCUGCGCAGGCUCGCCCGUGAGUCUCGUACCCCAGGUGGGUGUACUCUCGUGGGAUUAGCGCUAGGGCUGACGGCAGUACAGGGUAUCAUCGCUGCAGAGUGGCUUCUCCUAACAGUGCUCAGGGAGGGUCACCCAGCUUGCCAGUACCAGCCCCUGGACUUUACCCUUGCCUGUUCCUACGUGCUGGCGCUCCUGCUAGCCGCUCUGGUAACCGCUGGGCUGGCACUGUGUGGGAAGACACGAAAGUGGCGGUGUAAUGCCGUAUGGCUUCUGGUCUCCUGCUCGUCGUCCGUUCUCCUGUGGGUGGCUUGGGUCGGCUUCUACAUCUACGGAAACCAAACGCUCGGCAAGUCUCCGGAGUGGGACGACCCGUCGUUGGCCGUGGCGCUGGUGGCACAGGGCUGGCUGUUGUUGCUCUGCCACGCUGCUCCUGAAGCUCACGCCUGUCUGCAAGCACCACCUCAGCCUUUGGCUCCAGACUAUUUUGACACGUCCCAAAAUUCUUCACGCAUGAGGGAGGCCAGUCUUGAAGAAGACAUCCCACUUUCACACAGGCAGUUUGUGGAGAACCAGGGAUAUGCUUUUGAUGAAAACACUGCAGGGUUAAGGAGCGGCAGCCAUCAUAAUGGCAGCACAGGGGCCAGACCCAGCGCACCGUUCAGAAGUAAUGUCUACCAACCUACUGAGAUGACCAUGAUACUGAAUGGAGGAGCAGUUCCAUCUGCCCCUCCCACAUACACAGGAAGACAACUCUGGUAGAGGAGAAGUAUUGGAGGAAGAUUGGAAACGGAAACACGACGUACGAUCAUGAACUACAGUAAAAAAUCCCUAAAGUGAAGGACGUUUAGUUUGGCACAAUGUCCACUGGCUACCAGCACUGCUGUGUGUGUGUGUGUGUGUGUGCGUGUGUGUGUGUGCGUGCGUGUGUGUGUGUGUGUGACAAGAGUUUGCUAUAGCAGAACAAAUCCCUGAUAUAGACAAUAAAUCAACUGAUUGUGAGUUAGUAAACUAAUAUAUUGAUGCAGUUCAAGUGUUUUUUAUUAAAAGAAACACAAGUUUUAUGAUGGUAACUUAAUAAGGAACUGUUAAAUAAUACAUGGUAUGAAUAGAAAAGACUGAUAGUCUGACUAUCAAACUACCUAUCAGAUGUGUCUUCUAACAUCACUGAAUGACACAAUAACCUGCACAAAUAUAAGAAAAACAGCUUUAUAACAACUAAUCAUCUAAAAUAAUUAACCAAAUAAUGUUAAGAAAUAAUUCAAAUCAUAUGCCAGCAAUUUAAUUUUCUAAAUUCACUCACUAUCGCCAGCAAAAAAUAAAAUAAAAUAAAGUGGACCCUGGUGGUAAACAGAAAUAUUAACCUCAAUUGUGCCAUUAAGUAGUAAACCGCUUUAGGUUUUUUAUGAGCUCAUCUCAGAUCAGCUGUUUGUGUUCAAAAGAAAGUGAUGUUUGUAAACAUACAUGGUGGUAUAAUGCGGCAGGCACCUGUAUAUAACUGAUCUCUGUGUGUCCGGAUGGUUUUUAUGAAGUGUAUUUAACUGCUGUCACUGCAUUAUCAGAGAUCUUUACUGUUGUGAUCUGGUUACUUCAUUUUGUUUUCAUAAUUCUGACAGUUUUCUCUACAGUGAUGAUGUUGUUAGUCAGUUGUUUUCUUUAAAGCUGCAAUCCGUAACUUUUUUGGAUAAAAAUAAAAAAACGAGUUUUUAAGCAAGUAAACAGUCAUCGUUUAAAACGUAUAAAAUAUAAUAAUGAUGUGUUUUCACGUUCAUGAUUUAUACGUUGAGCUGCGGGGGGUCAAGUUUCCGCACAUGUAAACAUAAGUAAUCUGCAAUUUUAUGUUUCAAGCAGAGAUGGCGAUAGAGAAGUUAUGAAUUGCAGCUUUAAAUAUAAAGUGAAAAUGUGUGUGGUUGCUGUUUGCUCCUAACACUGUAUCUUUCUGAAAGAGACCUUGUGUCCUGCUUACCGUAUUAAACAGUUUAAUGGUAGUUUUCACACCACCAAACUUUUUCAUUACUACUUCAACCCAAAAUCCGAGGCAAAGUUUGAUUUCUGCACGUUGGUCUGUUUUGUCAUGUAUUAUUGACUCUGAAUCAUUGUACAAUAUGUUUGUGUCAUAAACCUCACUGAUAGCACCUGCUAACCACUGGUCAGGAGAGAAGUUGGAGUCACUGUGUUUUGUGCGUAUAUACGUUGAACAGGGCCACCACUAGAAUUCAUGGUGUCAAGGACAAAGUUAAAGGGUCCAUCUAUGGUAUAACCCUCAUACAUUCAUCCAGCAGUGAAGAUGUGUUUUAAGAUUAACCACACACACGGCUGUAUUGUAAGAAAUGUUACAGCAGCGUGCUGCUAUACAAAGACACAUUAUUGCAGAUACAUAAUUAAUAGCUUUAAUUCUGUGAGUUACAAUGGAUUACUUUUAAACUGCUUUUGGCCCAGACCUAUUGAUUUUGAUUUAGUGUACAAGAAGCAGAAGUAGUAGACUGGUGUACACCUGACUUUGAGAAAGUAUAUAUAUAAAUAAAUAAAAAUAUAUACAUACACUCACCUAAAGGAUUAUUAGGAACACCAUACUAAUACUGUGUUUGACCCACUUUCGCCUUCAGAACUGCCUUUAUUCUACGUGGCAUUGAUUCAACAAGGUGCUGAAAGCAUUCUUUAGAAAUGUUGGCCCAUAUUGAUAGGAUAGCAUCUUGCUGUUGAUGGAGAUUUGUGGGAUGCACAUCCAGGGAACAAAGCUCCCGUUCCACCACAUCCCAAAGAUGCUCUAUUGGGUUGAGAUCUGAUGACUGUGGGGGCCAUUUUAGUACAGUGAACUCAUUGUCAUGUUCAAGAAACCAAUUUUAAAUGAUUCAAGCUUUGUGACAUGGUGCAUUAUCCUGCUGGAAGUAGCCAUCAGAGGAUGAGUACAUGGUGGUCGUAAAGGGAUGGACAUGGUCAGAAACAAUGCUCAGGUAGGCCGUGGAAUUUAAAUGAUGCCCAAUUGGCACUAAGGGGCCUAAAGUGUGCCAAGAAAACAUCCCCCACACCAUUACACCACCACCACCAGCCUCCACAGUGGUAACAAGGCAUGAUGAAUCCAUGUUCUCAUUCUGUUUAUGCCAAAUUCUGACUCUGCCAUCUGAAUGUCUCAACAGAAAUCGAGACUCAUCAGACCAGGCAACAUUUUUCCAGUCUUCAACUGGCCAAUUUUGGGGAGCUCGUGCAAGUUGUAGCCUCUUUUUCCUAUUUUGGAGAUGAGUGGUACCCGGUGGGGUCUUCUGCUGUUGGAGCCCAUCUGCCUCAAGGUUGUGCGUGUUGUGGCUUCACAAAUGCUUUGCUGCAUACCUCGGUUGUAACGAGUGGUUAUUUGAGUUCAAGUUGUUCUUCUAUCAGCUACAAUCAGUUGGCCUAGAAAUGGUUGUGCAUGAAAAUCCCAGUAACUGAGCAGAUUGUGAAAUACUCAGACCGGCCCGUCUGGCACCAACAACCAUGCCAAGCUCAAAAUUGCUUAAAUGACCUUUCUUUCCCAUUCUGAUAUUCAGUUUGGAGUUCAGGAGAUUGUCUUUACCAGGACCACAACCCUAAAUGCAUUGAAGCAACUGCCAUGUGAUUGGUUGAUUAAAUAAUUGCAUUAAUGAGAAAUUAAACAGGUGUUCCUAAUAAUCCUUUAGGUGGGUGUGUGGAAUAUGGAAGUCUAGUCUGCACAUUGUCUCUUUGUCCAAGCAUGAUUGAGUGAAUCUUAAAACAGCAUAGUCGUUAUCAUUCAAUCAUUUCUCUGGAGCCGACAGUUGACCCCAGAGGUCUGUGCUAAACAUUGUUGAGUAUUUAAGAUUAACUGCACUUUUGUACUGGGUUUUUGACCUUAACUUAACCAGUGUAGUACUAUUCUCUGAACCUACUGCAUCAUUAAUUCACAAACACUGCAUGCAUCAUUUUAUGGAGGUGGUGCUAUUAAAAGUUAAAAAUGCUGUAUUUCUAUAGUAAAUUACUUGAAAUUCUAGAAAAUUGUCUGAUUGUCUGAUUAUUUUCUAACAUGCCUGAUUUAUCUGCUUACCAAUCGCUAUCUGACUCGAAGUGGUGAAUGGCGGUCAAAUAUUUCUGACUU